Spinacia oleracea (spinach) is the source of this 2083-nucleotide messenger RNA. RefSeq names its product protein NRT1/ PTR FAMILY 1.1-like. The coding region runs from base 177 to 1943 and encodes 588 amino acids. Gene Ontology annotation, cellular component: membrane. Gene Ontology annotation, biological process: transmembrane transport. Gene Ontology annotation, molecular function: transmembrane transporter activity. NCBI's taxonomy places the organism in Eukaryota, Viridiplantae, Streptophyta, Magnoliopsida, Caryophyllales, Amaranthaceae. The record is from RefSeq and is a predicted model, not a curated record. The transcript has 5 exons.
AAUGUGGUCGUAUUUUGAUCUUAUUAACUCAUUGACUUGAUUUCUAACAAUUCUCACUUCUCUUUCAUCAUCUCUUCAGCUCAAACAUCAAAGAAUUCAAAAUCAUUCUGCAUAUUUGUUGAAAUUUCUUCAUUUAUUUACUGCAAAAGGAUUUACGCUUACUAAAAAUUUCAAAAAUGGCGAUUGAAGAAGAGGAGAAAAUGGCGUUUUUGUUAGAUCAUCAGAACUCAGAGCAUGAAAACCCAAAACCCAGAACAAAGGGUGGUCUAAUCACAAUGCCUUUUAUUAUUGUGAAUGAGGCAUUUGAGAAGGUAUCAAGCUAUGGUUUGUUGCCCAACAUGAUAUUUUACUUGAUGAAUGUUUAUCACUUGGAAGCUGCAAAAGGGAGUAUCAUAUUAUCACUGUGGUCUGCUUCUUCCAAUGCAAUGGCUAUAUUUGGGGGGUUUCUCUCGGAUUCUUACUUUGGCCGUUUCCGGGUCAUUGCUUUUGGGACCUUUUGCAGCCUUCUUGGAACAACUAUGAUCUGGUCAACAUCUAUGAUCCCAUGGAUGAAACCUUCACCUUGUGCAAUGUCUAGUCAAGAUUGUGACUCACCUACUUCGCUUCAUUAUCUCGUUUUGUUCGGUUCUUUCGGCCUAAUAUCCGUUGGAGCUGGUUGUGUGCGGCCUUGUUCUUUGGCUUUUGGGGCCGAUCAAGUGAAUGAUAAAGAGAACCCCAAUAAUGAAAGGGUUUUAGAUAGUUUCUUUAACUGGUAUUACGCCUCAACAGGGUUGUCCACAGUCAUAGCCCUGACGUUUAUUGUGUAUAUCCAAGAUAAAUUUGGGUGGCAAAUUGGAUUUGGUGUGCCCGUAUUUCUCAUGGUUAUUUCCCUUGCUACCUUUCUACUCGGUUCUCCUUUGUACGUGCAUGUAAAGGCUCGGGACAACUUGUUUAUUGGUUUGUUUCAAGUUCCAGUAGCUGCAUUUCAGAGAAGGAAAAUUAGUUUCCGUGCUGGUGCUGAAGUGCGUUACUAUUGCGGAAAUGGAUCUGAGGCCACAACUCCUAGUGACCACAUAAGGUGUUUAAACAGAGCUUGUGUAAUUAUAAAUCCCGGUACAGACUUCAACCCAGAUGGAUCUGCAUCAAACCCUUGGACUCUCUGCACUGUCGAACAAGUAGAAAGGCUUAAAUCCAUUGUAAGAAUCCUACCAAUGUGGACUACAGGUUUCAUGAUGCUAGUAGCCCUAAACAACAGCUACACAACCCUUCAAGCGAAAACUUUAGACCGACAUAUCUUUUCUUCAAGUUUCCAAAUUCCAGCAGGUACUUUCACCGUUUUUUCAAUCGUGACUAUUACUUUCUGGGUAGCAUUCUAUGACCGUGCUGUCGUUCCAUUAAUGGCCAAGUACUUCAACAUGCCACGUGGGCUCGGGCCGAGAGUCCGUAUGGGAAUCGGGUUGCUACUAUCAUGUGUUUCACUGUUAGUUGCUGGAGUUGUUGAAUCAAUUAGAAGAAAAGUUGCAAUUGAUUCGGGGUUGGAAGAUAAACCUAACGAAGUACUCGAAAUGUCAGCAAUGUGGUUGGUACCGCAGCUUGUGUUGCUCGGACUUGCCGAGGGUUUUAACGCGGUUGGCCAGAUAGAGUUUUAUUAUGCUCACCUUUAUAAAGGUAUGUCGAGCAUUGCAAUGGCUAUAUUCACGCUAGGAAUGGCGGUUUCGAGUCUUGUUGGUAGCCUAUUGGUUGAUGUUGUUGAUAGUUUUUCGAGUGUUGGUGGGAAGGUGAGCUGGUUGUCGAGCAACCUGAAUAAGGGUCAUGUUGACUACUAUUAUUGGUUGCUUGCUUUUCUGUGUUUGGUUAAUUUUCUGUAUUUUCUUCUGUGUUGUCGAAUGUACGGUACUUCUGAGAGUCACAGUGAGAGUCACAGAAGUAGGAGGUAUGAAUCUGUAGAACACGAAUCAGCUUGAUUUUUGUUGUUCUUUUACACUAAAGGUUAGUACUUAGUACUCUUAUCUGUAACUUUAUUCAGAUAAUGAUAUUAGAAUGAUAUCCUUUAUACUCCUUUUUUCUAUUUAAGAGUAAAACUUCAGCCUUUUUCUUUUGGGUA